Molecule: messenger RNA, 1907 nt
Organism: Cynara cardunculus var. scolymus (artichoke)
Lineage: Eukaryota; Viridiplantae; Streptophyta; Magnoliopsida; Asterales; Asteraceae
Product: rab escort protein 1
Exons: 10
Coding region: 270-1907 (545 amino acids)
Biological process (GO): vesicle-mediated transport; small GTPase-mediated signal transduction; protein geranylgeranylation
Cellular component (GO): cytoplasm; Rab-protein geranylgeranyltransferase complex; cytosol
Molecular function (GO): GDP-dissociation inhibitor activity
Source: RefSeq, a predicted model, not a curated record
GCCUUGACUCAAUCGGCUUUCGCUCUCUCUCUGCCUCUCUCGUGUCUUGACUAUCGACCGCCGACGGCCGACUGGCUCUCGGCCUCUCGCUCUCGCAUCUUGACUCUUUAAAAGAGGUAGAGGAAAGUAAUUUGCUGCAGAAAUUAUCAUAAGCUUGCAUUGUUGAUUUCUCUUAGAUUGACUCUUCAACUGCACAAAUAAUAGGAGGUGACAGGGAAGCAGCAGCGAGGAGGCCACAGAGAAGCAGCAGUGAAGUGGGAACAAUCGUUAUGGCGGACUCAGAAUCCUUCCCACCUAUUGAGCCAACCAACUUCGACCUCAUAGUUGUUGGCACGGGCUUGCCGGAAUCCAUCAUUGCUGCAGCAGCCUCCACAGCCGGCAAAACCGUCCUCCACCUUGAUCCUCAUCCCUUCUACGGCUCCCACUACUCUUCUCUCACUCUCCAAGACCUCACUUCCUUCCUCCACGCCCAAUCCAAAAACCCUAAAACCAAUUCUGACCAAUCCGACACCUCGGAUCACACCUCAGAUCACAACGCCACCCUUGAUGUCACCACUCGUCCUCUCUACUCCGAUAUCGAGAUAUCUUCUUACGAUGAUUCCAUUGAGGAACAUUCUAGAAAGUUCAAUUUGGAUUUGGCAGGGCCUAGGGUUUUGUUCUGUGCCGACCUUGCUGUGAACUUAUUGCUUAAAUCAACUGCUAAUCAGUAUGUUGAGUUUAAGAAUAUUGAUGCAAGCUACGUAGGUGAUGCAAAUGGUAACUUAAUGAAUGUGCCAGAUUCGAAGAGCGCUGUUUUUAAGGAUAAAACGCUCAAGUACAGUGAGAAAAAUCAAUUAAAUAGUUUCUUUAAGCUGGUACAGGGGCAUCUUGAAGCUGUUAAGUCUGUUGGUGUUGGUGUUGAUGUUGAUGAUGGGAAGAUCAUUUCAGAUGAGGAUUUGGAGAGUCCAUUCGUUGUGUUCUUGGACAAGAUGAAAUUGCCUCCGAAGAUUAAAUCGAUCAUUCUCUAUGCCAUCGUCAUGGUUGAUUAUGAUCAAGAUGGUGGAGAAUCCUGUAAAGAUAUUCUCAGGACAAGAGACGGCAUAGAUCGUUUAGCCCUUUAUCACUCAUCAGUUGGAAGGUUUCCUAAUGCACUUGGCGCAUUGAUUUACCCCAUUUAUGGCCAAGGAGAGCUGCCGCAAGCCUUUUGCCGACGUGCUGCUGUCAAAGGGUGUCUUUAUGUUUUGAGAAUGCCAGUGGUAUCUGUACUUCUGAACAAGGAUGGUGGCAGUUAUAGAGGCGUGAAAUUGGUUUCUGGCCAGGAAUUAACCAGCCAUCAGCUGGUAAUGGAUCCAUCGAUUACCAUAGCAUCUCCACUGGUUAAUUCAUCUUCAGAAUCUCCCAAAGAUGUUUCUAAUGUCUUUGAUCUUCGAGAUGUCAGUGGGAAGUUGGCCCGUGGAAUAUGCAUUGCAAAGAGUUCUUUAAAGCCGGACGUAUCAAACUGUCUGGUCAUAUAUCCUCCUAGAUCUCUGUACCCUGAUCAGGCUACAUCAAUCCGGGUUCUUCAGCUAGGGAGCAAUUUAGCCGUUUGUCCUUCCGGCAUGUUUGUUUUCUACGUUUCAGUUGUAUGUGAUGAUGCUCUUGAAGGAAAAAAGUCUCUGCAUGCGGCUAUUGAUGGUCUUUUCUCAAUACACUCCUCGGGCGCAACUGACACCAGUUCCACUGUUCAAACCGACACUACAGAAGCGAAACCUUCUUUGCUUUGGAGUGCACUGUUUAUACAGGAUCUGAUUGAGGGUUCGAUGGGACCUGUGGUUACGACCCCUACUCCAGAUGGAAAUCUGAACUACAACGAUGUUCUAGGUGCAACAUCAAAGGUAUUUUCAGUAUCCAAUCAAAGCAUGUUUCAUUUUCAAAAAUUAGAAAAUUAA